ACCUGCUACUUACCUGCUACCAACAUCAUGCUCUGCAUCAGGCUCAGCAGCAGCACACUGCUGCUGGCAGCAACGUAUUUGCUCAUGACAGCAGAUGUUUCCACAGAGAGAAUUAUCAACUGUGACGACGGCUUCAGUGUUCAACGUCUAAGCUGUGCCAGUGGAGUGAUCAGUGUGCAGGCAGCUCUGUAUGGACGUGUAGACACUGAGACCUGCAGUGAGGGCAGACCUCCACAGCAGCUGACCAACACAAAGUGCUCUCAGCCGGGCACGGUAGACAUCCUCAGGAAAAGCUGUAAUGGAAAAAACAGAUGUAUUAUCAAAGCGAGCAACUCUGUGUUUGGAGACCCCUGCUUAGGCACGUACAAAUACCUGGAGGUGGCCUACACAUGCCAGUUAAGUUUCCUUCCCAGUCUGUUGCAGCUCAAAGUGUUGAUUUGCAUAAAGAGAGGCAGUUCUCGCCCCAAAGACAAUAAAUAUCAGGUUCCUCCCUCAACCACCAUAACUUCACUCUUCAACUCUUCAUCAAAAUCUGGAUCAUCUGACACCAUGCUCUGCUCCAGACUCAGCGCCACACUGUUGCUGGCAGCAACAUGUUUGCUAAUGAGAUCAGGCUUUUCUAGAGCCCAAACUCUGAUCCCCCUGUCCACGAACACAGUGAUCACCUGCGAUGAUGCCAGCAAUGUCCAACGCCUGAGCUGUGAGAGUGGAGUGAUCGUUGUGCAGAAAGCUCUGUAUGGACGUUUAAACAGAGAGACCUGCAGUGAGGGCAGACCUCACAACCAGCUUCACAAUACACAGUGCGCUCAGAAGGGCACCGUGGACGUCCUCAAGAAAAUCUGUGAUGGCAAGAAAGUGUGUGAAAUAAACGCACAAGUUGUACGUACUUCUGAUCCCUGCGGAGGCAUCUACAAAUACCUGGAGACCAGCUAUGCCUGCUUCCCGGCGGUCAGCACUGUAGCAUGUGAGAGUUCUUUUGCAAACCUGCAGUGUGAUGACGAUCAGGUUAUAUUUGUGUACGGGGCUGAUUAUGGACGCCGUGACCCCACCACAUGCUCCUACAGACGUCCUGCCUCUCAGCUCCAAAAUGUCCACUGCUCGAGGCCCACUACCAAAGUUGCUGAAAGCUGUAAUGGGAGAAGCAGCUGUAUGAUCAAAGCGAGCAAUUCGGUCUUUGGAGACCCCUGUGUCGGCACUUACAAGUACCUGGAGGUGGCCUAUACAUGUCAUUGUAAGUAGCUCAAAGGCCCUGUUGGCUUGGUUUCACUCUA
Messenger RNA from Morone saxatilis (striped sea-bass), 1271 nucleotides. RefSeq names its product rhamnose-binding lectin-like. Gene Ontology annotation, molecular function: carbohydrate binding. The record is from RefSeq and is a predicted model, not a curated record. Lineage: Eukaryota; Metazoa; Chordata; Actinopteri; Moronidae. The transcript has 13 exons. Bases 28 to 1239 code for a protein of 403 amino acids.